This is a messenger RNA of Falco peregrinus (peregrine falcon), 4719 nucleotides long. It is a transcript of the gene TMLHE, whose product is annotated as trimethyllysine hydroxylase, epsilon. Gene Ontology annotation, cellular component: mitochondrion. Bases 573 to 1838 code for a protein of 421 amino acids. Gene Ontology annotation, biological process: carnitine biosynthetic process. The transcript has 11 exons. The record is from RefSeq and is a predicted model, not a curated record. Gene Ontology annotation, molecular function: trimethyllysine dioxygenase activity; iron ion binding. Lineage: Eukaryota; Metazoa; Chordata; Aves; Falconiformes; Falconidae.
CGCCCCGGGGCGGCCCGCGGCGCCGGUUGACGCCGCCUGAGGCGGCCGCGGUCCCGCCGCUGCUGCCCGGCCCCGCGGCCCUGGGGCCAGGUGGAGCCGCUCAGGAGGAGCUGGGGUGGCUCCGAGCUCCGGGGGAGCUGCCGAGUCGUAGCAGCCGCGGCGCCCCGGGCAGCGCCGGCCCCGAGCUGCCGCAGUCGGCGUGGGAAAGCCUCCGGGCGGCCGUUGCACCGGGUGGGUGCAGGGCCCAGCCGGAGGGAGCAGGGCAGAGCCGCGACCACCAGCGCGGACCCUUUGUCGUCCCUGCAGCGCCCCAGGCCCGUGGGAAGCCUCGCUCCGUCCUUUCCCCCACCUCAGCCCCGUGCUCGCACGGCCCCAGUAUGAGGCCUGUUGUGCUACCAGAAAUUUUCCUGUUUCUUAUGGAUCAGAAACCUUUGCUUUAGCCAGACGCUUCUAGCAGUGAGAAAGGAUGCCUGGGGAGGUCGCACAUGUUGGAAAGCAUUUUCCGAGGACUUAGCACGGGUCUUUCUACAAAACUGAUAUUCUGGCUGGCUGGAGACUACUAAAGAGAAAAGAUGUGGUGCAGGAGGCUGGCAUGUCUGUUCAAGGUGCCGUGCCAGCUGAGUGGAAGUGCAAGACAUCACUUGCUGUGGCUGUCCCGUGACAGAAAGGCUGUCCUCGGUGCUGCAGCUCGCUGGCAUCACACAGCCCCAGAGUCCCUCAAAUGUGCCUGGCAGUUACAUGGUGACCAUUUAGAGCUCAGGUAUGCGAACACACUGAUGCGCUUCGAUUUUGUGUGGCUGAGGGACCACUGCCGCUCUGCUUCCUGCUACAAUGCCAAGACGAACCAGCGCAGCUUGGACACGGCUAGUGUGGACCUGGGUAUCAAACCCAAGGCUGUCCGAGUGGAUGAGACCACACUCUUCCUCACGUGGCCGGAUGGGCACGUGACGCGGUAUGGGCUGGAGUGGCUUGUGAAGAACAGCUAUGAGGGGCAGAAGCAGCAGGUCAUGCACCCGCGGAUUCUCUGGAAUGCAGAAAUUUACCGCCAAGCCCAGGUCCCAUCCGUCGACUGCCGGAGUUUCCUGGAGACAGAUGAGGGGCUAAAGGAAUUCCUGCAAAACUUCUUGUUAUAUGGGAUUGCUUUUGUAGAGAAUGUCACUCCCACCAAAGAGGACACGGAAAUUUUGGCGGAAAGGAUCAGCUUAAUCAGGGAGACCAUUUAUGGUAGAAUGUGGUACUUUACCUCUGACUUCUCUCGGGGGGACACUGCCUACACCAAGCUGGCUCUGGAUCGUCACACCGACACAACCUACUUCCAGGAGCCCUGCGGCAUCCAGGUGUUUCACUGCCUGAAGCACGAGGGCACAGGUGGGCGGACGCUGCUGGUGGAUGGUUUCUAUGCAGCAGAGCAGGUUCUCCAGCAAGCCCCUGAUCAAUUCGAGCUGCUCAGCAAGGUGCCGUUGAAGCACGAGUAUGUUGAGAACGUGGGAGACUGUCACAAUCACAUGAUCGGAGUCGGGCCGGUUCUCAAUGUCUAUCCCUGGAACAACGAGCUUUAUCUGAUCAGAUACAAUAACUAUGAUCGUGCCGUUAUCAACACAGUGCCUUACGAUAUUGUACAUCGUUGGUACGCUGCGCACCGCACACUCACCACGGAGCUCAGGAGACCAGAAAAUGAACUGUGGGUCAAACUGAAGCCAGGCAAGGCACUGUUUGUAGAUAACUGGCGUGUCCUGCACGGACGGGAAGCGUUCACAGGGUACCGCCAGCUCUGUGGCUGUUACCUGACGAGAGAUGAUGUGCUGAACACCGCACGCGUACUGGGACUCCAAGCUUAGCCCGGACCGCCCUCUGCGGAGCGGCAGUCAGACCGCCGGCACCACCACGCUGGUGCAUCACCACGACUAAGAUGUUGCACAUACCUCAGGCACCUCCACCCUCUCUAAGCAGUUCUCGGUGCCUCCUCAGGAGAGGGAGCAGGUGGAAGCCAAAGGUUACGGGAGCUUUAUGGGACCGUAUUCUGCCUUUGAGCAUGGUCAGCUCUUGCUGUCUGUGCACCCGGCCUGGUCUUUCCAGCCUGUCAGUCUGUGCCAGCUCUGCUGAGUGAGAGCGAAUCAUACCACGGGAAGUGUGCCUGGCACCUACUGAUGUGAAGUGAUCCUCCGAUCUAAGUGCCUUCAGGAUCUGAAGUCUUUGCAUUUUUCCCUAUUGUUCAGCCUUUUUUGUCAGCUGGCAGUUCGAGUCUGGCUUUUUUUAGUGGAGCAGAAAGGAAAUCUCCGGGGUCUUGUCUCACCCCAGGCUGAACUUCACCCCCUUCUAGAGAAAAUGGAAAUCUGUGGUCCCUAUUUGAUGAAAAUGCCACUACUCAAACUGAGGGCUGUUGACGUAUUUCAGUGCUUGCUUUCCUCUUAAACAUACUACGUACCCCCUUAGCAGUCACUGACACAAGCUGUGCUGCUUGAGAGAUGGCCAGGAAGGAGAGCUUGGUGCAGUUAGGGUAUUUCUGAAAAGGUUUAGGUUAGAAGGAAAGGGGGAAGUAGCAAGAUCUGCAUGUUGGGAAGGAGAGGUGACUGUGUUAGAUGGGGGAUGUGUUUCUCAUGUUUCCUUGACUUCCAGUAAUGUAAUGCUGGCUUCUUCCUGCCUGUUGCGCUGUGCUUGUAUCAAGGGCAAGUGCUCAGCAGCUACAGUAUUUGCUGACAAAUUUCCUACUGUGCCUGCUCUUUCAUCUUUUCUGAAGAAGGAAUUUGUGUUGCGUCAUCGUUAAACUGGCUGCUGCAUGAGGCUGACCAUUGAGUUGUUUGUUCUUUUUCCAUCAGAUUCUUUGCAUGUGAAGGUAAUGAACACAGAGGUGACUUUCAGCUCCUGGUAGCUGGGAGGAUAAAUUGGAGUCUGGCAGGGCCAUAAAAGCAAGUUCUGUCGUUAUUAGAAACACUGGAAUUUUAGAAUGGAGAGGGGAUUUUAGGAUUUGUUUAUUUUUCAUUCUGUAUCUUUUGAGGGUGUUUGCUCUGCUCUGACGAGAGAGACCUUAAAACGGGGCUGGUCCCUCUCCUGGCUUUCCUGUGCAAGCAAUAUGCUUGGGUCCAAGGUAUGAGUGCAGUGCUAGACUUGCUGUCCUCAUUUAAUCUAAACACUGAAUAUAUAGAUCCUAGUGUUAAGAGGCACUCUUGAAAGCUUUUUUUUAUUUUUUUCCACAUGGACCAAGCGAUGAUGCGGUCUCUCACAGUAUUUCCAUCGUGAGUUGGAAGGGGUUUCUGAGCGAAGGCUUGGCAGGGAGCUGUUGAUCAGAGGAUGAGUGAGGAAGUGAAGCAUGAGCAAUGGUGGCAGGUAAUGCAAGCUUGAAGUGAACUGGCUUCUGUCAGGUACAUCUCCCCAGGCCUGUGAACAGCAGCCUCAGACACAGGCAGGAGCGCUCAUUUUCCUCUAGGCUGAGGCAGUGAAUUCCUUGAGCAGCCUGCAGCGUGUGUUCUGUUACUUUCUUUAUCAGGCAUUUUGUUCAUAGGUUCUCCUUAGGUGCCAGUUAUGCCAGCAUGGCUUAGAUGCAAAGUUUUACAAAUCUUUGUGCAUCGUCUUGAAGUGGCAACCCACAGCGGUUACGUGUGCUCCCCCUCACACAGCUCGGGUGCGCUGGGGUUGGUUUCACCCUGUGCUGCUGGGUGAAGCUGUGGCCUGGAGCAUGGGGGAAGAGGUGGUGACAAAAAGCGAUCUCUGUGUUAGCUGAUGAAGGAGAGGACAAAGGGGUCCUGAUCAGUAUUUGAAACCCUUGAGUAGCGGAGCUGUCUUUCAAAUUAUUUGGGGGUAUCAAGAGUUCCUAAGCUCUUUUUUGCCUCUCUGUGCCUCUGGGAUGUGAGGGAAGGUGCUUGGGUAUCAUGGAAACCUUCCCUUAGUCAAUGAGGUCAGCUUUACUUUCCCCUGCUCAUGGGACCUCUGUCUUGGUCAGCUGCAAGCUGAAUCUGCUGCUACCCUGAGCUGGAGUGUGCAGGACUCUGGCUAGCACAAGGGAGAACCGACCAAAUUCUGUUUGAUGACAGAUUGUCGUGACAUACGUGCCUUUCUGACAAGGAACACAGUGACUGUAGCUCUGCCUCCCACCGUGGCUGGUGCUGCCAAGGGCCGUGGUCUUCAGAAACCAACCUCUUACCAGCCAACUCCAAGCCAACACACUCCUCAAAGUGAUUGUGUAAUCUCUUUGGAGGAAAAUUUUUCACUGCGAAUGUAGAAGAAACACAUUUCCUUAUAGGUAUUAUCCAAAUUAAUGUAGCCACCCCAACAAUAAAAUGUGGAGUGGAGAGAGCUUUGUUUAAAUCUUGUGCUUUAUGUCUCCCCACUUCCCAAGAGGGCUAAAUUCUUCCUAAGCAGCUUGUGAGCAUUAAAACUUUAUUUGAAGGAACAGGACUUCUUGGCAGCUGCCACCUGUCUGACACUGGCGUUUGUUGUGCUGUGUUACAGAGCAGGUUGUUUGCUGUAAUGGUAUCAGAUCUGGUUUUGUAAUCGGGCUUUUUCAGUUCUUUCAGCCAAUAAAUGAUGAACAGCUUCCUUCUCCUUCUAUACUGGUGAUCCAAUGUAUGUGUUUUAAAAACAUUUUCCACAACUAAGAAAUAAAGUCUUCAAAUAAAUGAUUUAUAAGUAGUCAGCUUAACAAAAUACAUAUUUCAAGCAAUCAUGAACUUGAAAAUAAGUGUAUUGCCCACCAAGUGUGGAAUAAACAUGAGGAGCAGUAAA